GGGAUGGACUUAGCUGGGCUUUGGAGUGGGAGCCAGGGAAUCUCUUUAAAAGCCAGUGGAAUCGGGGAGGGAGCUGCUCCUGAGCUUAGCUUGUGACUACCCAACCAGACUGAAAAUGUUUCGGCUUUUCAGCAACACUAAGCGCUGCUUGAAGGUGAAACGGGCAUUGCAGAGGCCACUAUGGCCAGUCCAUUUUCCAGCAAUGGUGCAGCAGACCAGAUUCUCAAUAGAUUCCGUGCAUCACCAGACCCAGUCUGUCUCCUCAUGGCCCAAGGAUGUGGGGAUCCUUGCUCUGGAAGUAUAUUUCCCUUCCCAGUAUGUAGACCAGGUUGAACUGGAGAAAUAUGAUGGGGUAGAGGCAGGGAAAUACACAGUGGGACUAGGCCAGAAACAGAUGGGUUUCUGUGCAGCCCAUGAGGACAUCAACUCCUUGUGCAUGACUGUGGUACAACGUCUGGUAGAGCGAAGCCAUCUUUCCUGGGAUUCUAUUGGUCGGCUGGAGGUUGGCACAGAGACUAUCAUUGACAAGUCCAAGGCUGUCAAGACAGUUCUGAUGCAGCUCUUUGAAGAUUCGGGAAACACAGACAUCGAGGGCAUCGACACUACCAAUGCCUGCUAUGGAGGCACAGCCUCCCUCUUCAAUGCAGCUGACUGGGUGGAGUCCAGCUCCUGGGAUGGACGCUAUGCCUUAGUGGUUUGUGGUGAUAUUGCUGUCUAUGCCACUGGAAAUGCAAGGCCAACAGGUGGAGCAGGAGCUGUAGCUAUGCUGGUUGGACCAGAUGCCCCGCUGACUUUAGAGAGAGGUCUCCGUGGGACCCACAUGGAACAUGUCUAUGACUUCUAUAAGCCAGACUUGGCUUCAGAGUAUCCUGUGGUGGAUGGGCAGCUCUCCAUUCAAUGCUACUUCCGAGCCCUAGAUCGGUGCUAUGCUACAUACCGCAAAAAGAUCGAAAACCAAUGGCAGAAAGCUGGAGUAAACAAGCACUGUACUCUUGAAGACUUCCAGUUCAUGAUCUUCCACACACCCUUCUGUAAACUGGUGCAGAAGUCCCUGGCACGAGUGUUGCUGAAUGACUUCCUUGCUUCUCGUGAGCCUAAUACUGAGAGUGGAAUCUACAAGGGGCUAAAGGAAUUCAGCAAUGUGAAGUUGGAAGAAACCUACUCCAGCAAGGAGGUGGACAAAGCUUUUCAGAAGGCCAGCCAAGAGCUGUUCAGGCAGAAAACUCAGCCCUCCCUUUUCCUCUCUGCUCGCAACGGCAACAUGUACACGCCAUCCGUGUAUGGCUGCCUUGCAUCUCUCCUGGCACAGUACCCUGCCCAACAGCUGGCUGGCUCCAGAAUUGGUGUCUUCUCCUAUGGCUCUGGACUAUCAGCCAGCAUGUUCUCCCUGAAGGUGUCCCAGAAUUCUGCUCAAGGCUCACCUCUGGAAAAACUGGUAAACAACCUUUCAGAUCUGGAGGCUCGGUUGGACUCCCGGAAAUGUGUUCCCCCUGAGAAAUUUGCUGAGAUCAUGAAAGUCAGAGAGGACACACAUCAUUUGGUGGACCACACUCCCCAUGGGUCCAAGGAUGAGCUGUUCCCAGGAACUUGGUACUUAGAGCGGGUGGAUGACAAGAACCGCAGGAAGUAUGCACGAAGACCAAACUAGGAGAGAACAGAGCUGCCACUAAGAGGGCUUUCCUGGGUUUCCAAGCCUCAUGGGCAGAGACCGAAGCAAUGGAUUAACUGUCAGGAAGCACAGUAAACCAACUCCCCUCUCUGCACUUCUGAAGUUGGCUGCUGGGUCCCAGUCACACAACACUGUUUUUAUCUAUGUUGCUGACAGGGAUCUAUUUUAUCCCUGCCUUUGCACCCCACGGCUUGUGCCAUUGAUGGAUUUGCCUUGUGUGUCUUGUGUCUGUUCGCUUUUGCUGGAGUCAUUUGUUUCUUCCUUGAGCGCCUGUUUGGAUUGUAUACUUUGCUGGUGUAUGAAAGAUUUGUUUGAAUGUAACAAGUAUAUUAAAACAGAUGCCCAAGGGGCAUUCCUA
Messenger RNA from Elgaria multicarinata webbii, 2027 nucleotides. RefSeq names its product 3-hydroxy-3-methylglutaryl-CoA synthase 2 (gene HMGCS2). Bases 116 to 1648 code for a protein of 510 amino acids. Gene Ontology annotation, cellular component: mitochondrion. Lineage: Eukaryota; Metazoa; Chordata; Lepidosauria; Squamata; Anguidae. The transcript has 10 exons. The record is from RefSeq and is a predicted model, not a curated record. Gene Ontology annotation, molecular function: hydroxymethylglutaryl-CoA synthase activity. Gene Ontology annotation, biological process: acetyl-CoA metabolic process.